UUGGCUGUUGGACACGCCCCUCCUUCCCGCUCCCUUGGCCCGGCAGGUUGGGGGGCGGCUGGAGCCCCCCACUGCGGCCCAGGCGUCCGGGCCCCACAGCGCCCCACAGCGCCCCACGCCCCGGGUGGGACCCACGCACCCGCGCCCCACAGCGCCCCACACCCCGGGUGGGACCCACGCACCCGCACCCCAUAGCGCCCCGCAGUGCCCCACACCCCGGGUGGGACCCACGCACCCGCGCCCCAUAGCGGCCCGCAGCGCCCCACAUCCCAGGUGGGACACAUAGCGCCCCACACCCCACGUGGGACCCACGCACCCGGGCCCCAUAGCAUCCCACAGCACCCCACACCCCGGGUGGGACCCACGCACCCGGGCCCCACGGCGCCCCACACCUGGUGACAAUGCAGGCCAGCACCAGCCCCUCGGGCUGCCCCACGGACGCCCCAACCGGAGCCGCUGAGGACACCCCCAAGGAGCCGGCGGCAGGUGAGACCCCCGGGACUCCGGGACCCCCGAUCCCUCCCCAGGCCGGAGCCCCCCCCGGCCGCCCCUACAUCUGCAGCGAGUGCGGCAAAGCCUUCGGGCAGUGGUCGAAGCUGGAGCGGCACCGGCGCAGCCACACGGGCGAGCGCCCCAACGCCUGCGGCGAGUGCGGCAAGCGCUUCGCCCAGCGCUCCCACCUGGCCCAGCACCUCCGCACCCACACCGGCGAGCGGCCCUACAAGUGCGGCGACUGCGGCAAAGCCUUCGGCUGGAGCUCCAACCUGGCCCAGCACCGCCGCACCCACACCGGCGAGCGCCCCUACGCCUGCGGCGAGUGCGGCAAGGCCUUCAGCCAGAGCACCAACCUGGUGAAGCACCAGCGCGCCCACGCCGGCGAGCGGCCCUACGCCUGCGGCCAGUGCCGGAAGGCCUUUUACCGCAGCUCCGACCUCCUGCAGCACCAGGCCAGCCACACCGGCGAGCGGCCCUACCGCUGCGGCCAGUGCGGCAAGAGCUUCGCCCAGCGCGCCAACCUCCUCAAGCACGGCAAGACGCACGGCGGCGAGAAGCCCUUCCGCUGCGGCGAGUGCGGCAAAGGCUUCGUGCAGAGCUCGGAGCUCAUCCAGCACCAGCGCAGCCACUCCGGCGAGAAGCCCUUCGCCUGCGGCGAGUGCGGGAAGCGCUUCGGCCACGGCGCCACCUUGGCCAAGCACCGGCGGCUGCACCUGGGGCUGCAGCCCCACCGCUGCGGGGAGUGCGGCCGGGCCUUCGGGCUGCGCUCGGCGCUGGCGCGGCACCAGCGGGCGCACGGCGAGGGGCGGCCCUUCGCCUGCGGCGACUGCGGGCAAGCCUUCGCCCUCCGCUCCAACCUGGCCCUGCACCGGCGGACGCACGCCGGCGAGCGGCCCUACCGCUGCGGCGAGUGCGGCAAGGCCUUCGGCAUGAGCUCCACCCUGGUGCGGCACCAGCGCAUCCACACCGGCGAGAAACCCUACGGCUGCGGCGAGUGCGGGCGGGCCUUCGUCCGGAGCGCCCACCUGGAGCAGCACCGGCGGACCCACACCGGCGAGCGGCCCUACGGCUGCGCCCGCUGCGGCCGGCGCUUCAGCCAGAGCUCCAACCUCAUCACCCACGAGCGGGUGCACCUGGAGGAGGCGCACGGCGCGGCGCAGGGGCGGGCGCCGCGGGGGGCCUUGGAGGGUCACCCGGGCCUGCAGGCCUUGGAGGGUCAACCAGGCUUGGAGGCCUUGGAGGGUCAACCGGGCUUGGAGGCCUUGGAGGGUCAACCAGGUUUUGAGGCCUUGGAGGGUCAACCAGGCUUGGAGGCCUUGGAGGGGAACCCAAAGACCAAGACGUUGGAGGGUCAACCGGGCUUGGAGGCCUUGGAGGGGAACCCAAAGACCAAGACGUUGGAGGGUCAACCGGGCUUGGAGGCCUUGGAGGGGAACCCAAAGACCAAGACGUUGGAGGGUCAACCGGGCUUGGAGGCCUUGGAGGGGAACCCAAAGACCAAGACGUUGGAGGGUCAACCGGGCUUGGAGGCCUUGGAGGGGAACCCAAAGACCAAGACGUUGGAGGGUCAACCAGGCCUGGAAGCCUUGGAGGGUCAGCUGGGCUUGGAGGCCUUGGAGGGUCAACCGGGCUUGGAGGCCUUGGAGGGGAACCCAAAGACCAAGAUGUUGGAGGGUCAACCAGGCCUGGAGGCCUUGGAGGGUCAGCUGGGCUUGGAGGCCUUGGAGGGGAACCCAAAGACCAAGACGUUGGAGGGUCAACAAGGUUCGGAGGCAAUGGAGGGGAACCCAAAGACCGAGGGAUGUGGGGCGCACCAAGGUUCGGAGGCGAUGGAGGGGAAACCGGGCUUGAAGACGCUGGAGGUUCAACCAGGCUUGGAGGUGAUGGAGGGGAGCCCAGAGACCACGGGGUGUGGGGCACCCCACGGUCUGGAGGUGCCGGGGGGGCACCCGACGCCCAGGAGCCUUGGGGUGCACCAAGGGCUGGGGACCGUGGAGGGGCACCCCAAGGCCAGGACCCCCAGGGGGCACCCGUGUCCGGGGGGGCGCCCCAUGGAGGAGCCCCCCGAGGUGCUGGACGCCUGUGGGGCGCAGCAGCGGACCCAGGCGCCCUGAACGGGUGGGGACAGGCUCCUCCCCCCGCAACGCCAUUGGCUACAGGGUGGGUGUG
Messenger RNA from Phalacrocorax carbo (great cormorant), 2664 nucleotides. The record is from RefSeq and is a predicted model, not a curated record. NCBI's taxonomy places the organism in Eukaryota, Metazoa, Chordata, Aves, Suliformes, Phalacrocoracidae.